This is a messenger RNA of Toxotes jaculatrix (banded archerfish), 1139 nucleotides long. Its product is annotated as pituitary tumor-transforming gene 1 protein-interacting protein. Gene Ontology annotation, biological process: protein import into nucleus. Gene Ontology annotation, cellular component: nucleus; cytoplasm. Bases 145 to 690 code for a protein of 181 amino acids. Lineage: Eukaryota; Metazoa; Chordata; Actinopteri; Toxotidae. The record is from RefSeq and is a predicted model, not a curated record. The transcript is spliced from 7 exons.
GUGACUUCAGUGGGUGAAGGCAAAACAACAGCGAUUAUCCGGAGUCGCCGAGCGCACGAAAAGCAAAGAGUCCUGUCGACGAGCAUAUAUAUAAACAGAUUCUACGCAGUUUAGGUAGCCAGCUGCUGUUCUGCGCUUUUAAAAAUGUCGUCUUUUACAAUCGAGAGACAAACACCGACCACUUCGCUGUCUAUUGCCGCCGUUGUGCUGUGGGUUAGUUUUGUUAGCCUGGGGGAUUGCCAAACAACUCCAGCACCUAUAACUCCCUGCUCUGCCCACAAAAACUGUGACACCUGUGUUCCACAUGCCAAGUGUCUGUGGUGCUUUACCACCAACAACUGCACAGAAUACCCAGUGAGCUGGCUGCUGCCUCCAUCUUCAGUGUGCCAGUUGUCCCAGGCCCGUUGGGGAGUGUGUUGGUUGAACUUUGAGGCCCUGAUCAUUGCCCUGGCUGUGCUCGGUGGAACCAUCCUCCUCAGCAUCGCUGUGUGCUGCUGCUGCUGCUGCUGCAAGAAGCGUCCAUCAGGGCCUGACAGAGAUGAGGAGAGAUUUGCCAGGAAGAGAGAGGAGAUCAAACAACGCUCUGAAGAACGGAAGGUGGAGAGAAAGGCACGGCACGAUGAGAUUCGCAGAAAGUACGGUCUGAUGGUGGACUCGGACCACCCAUACAGCAAGUUCGAGAACGAGUGAAACAGCUGCACUGGAGCGCUUCCUCAGGCAGCGUGUUGAGCUGGUCUUCAUUUUUUUUUUUUUUUAGCUUGGAGUGAUGCCCUGUCCUCACACAAACCGCAAGCAAACGAGACAAAUACUGCAGAGCGUUGUCCAGGAUGAUUCCAUUCAGACAGAAAUCACCGUUUCACACUUUCCACAUAACAAACAUUGAUCGUCGAAUUUAUUUUUGCCUUUGUGAUUCUUGAGGAGGAGACAGUAUUUUGUGUCGGUUCGGAUGUUGAAGCUUGUUUUUAAACUUUCUGCGAAUUUCCUUUGGGUUCUGAAAUUUCUUUUCAGAGUUCUCUCUUUUUAAAAAAUUUCAUAUCAGUCUUUGCACUUUGUACAUAUAGUUUAGAUUUUUGAAAUGCACAGUAGUGAUUGUACUGCAGAUGUGUUCUGACACACGAAUAAAAAAAAAAAAAUCUCUU